CGGAGGAACCGGAAGUGCGGCGCAGAGAUGGCGAAGCGCCGAAUGAAUUAUGUGAGAACCAAACAGUCCGCGUCGCUGUUCCAGCUCCUUACUUUGAGAUUGUUUGUCGACAUUUAGCACUUACACCCUCUGCUUGUUCAUUUGGGCCUGUUCAGGAGAGGAUGAGUGCUGAAGCAGCAGACCGGGUGGCUGCUGUGACCAGCAGUCGGCCCGGCACGCCUCUCCAGACGUCCUGGUUUGAGUUCCUCCUGGAUGGCAGUCUGCUGGAGCAUCACCUGCAGAAGUCGAACCCAGACCCGUUACCGGUGCAGCUGAUCAUCCAGUUCCUGGAGCAGGCGUCCAAGCCCUCGGUGAACGAGCAGAACCAAGUGCAGCCUCCGGCAGACAACCGCAGGAAUCGCACGCUGAAGCUGCUGGCUCUGAAAGUAGCCGCCCACAUGAAGUGGGAUCUGGAAGUACUCGAGAAAGGUUUGACCAUUCCAGUGUUGAAUAUGUUGCUGAACGAGCUCCUGUGUGUGAGCAAAGUGCCACCGGGGGUAAAACAUGUGGACCUGGACCUCUCCACUCUGCCUCCCACCACCGCCAUGGCUGUCAUCAUCUACAACCGCUGGGCCAUCAGAACCAUUGUGUUGAGCAGCUUUCCAGAGAAACAGACCAAACCUGGACCUCAUCAGAUGAACAUGUUGAGUAUUGUGCAGCAGGAGAAAGAAAUGACCGAAAACAUCCUCACUGUGCUGAAAGAGCAGGCGACCGACUCGAUCAGCGUCCUGGAGGGAGCUCUGCGGCUGAAGAAAGACUUCUACGUUCACACCCUGCGGACUCUGGACCUGUUGGCCGCUGACGCUGCCGCCAACGGUGAGACGGAGUCCUCGACCGCCGGGCUUUGCAUCAGCGCCGAUGAGCUGCACUGUCAGGUGCAUUACGAUCUUGGAGGUAUUUUCUUCCAGCAAGGCUGCACAGACCAACCAGCCUUUGAGAAAGCCAGGGAUCACUUCAGACAGACAAAGGAACUGUUAAAGAAGCUGGACUUGACUGUUCAUGUUCACCUGGAUGAGAAGCGUCUGGCGGGCUACUGGAACGCCUGCAAGGCUUUGACUGGAGACUGCGACCCCUCCGACUCCCACACCUCCCCCUACGAUCAGAUCAACAGCCUGAUCAGGGCGCACAACUACCAGGCCGUCAUUGAAGCCUUCAUCAGAGACAACGUGACGCGCAGUUUGCCAAACCACUUCAGACGCUCUGUUCUCCGGGAGUUCCUGUACAACGUCCAACAAGGGGAGACUGGACUCGAUGAAGUUUGCCACAAGCUUUGUGUGUGCAAUGCUGUCCGAGACGCUCUGGAGGGAGAAGUCCUCGGGGUGCGUUUCCAGCAGCUGCUCCUCAAGCCCAGCAAGAGAAUGGUGGACUUCAUUUUAGAGGUUUGCACACGUUCGCUGGAGAAGGACCGACCGUCCGAGACGUCCAGAAGAAACAUGGCUGGUUUCAUGAAGACUCUGUGCGAAAGCUUGGAGGAGCUGCCUCUGGUGUUCGUGGUGUCGUCCCACAAGCUCUUCAUGGAGCUGCUGCGUGAGGACGAGAGGAAGGUCCUCGUGGAGCAGAUGAGGAAGAGGUCGGCCACCAUCAAUCUCAGCGCCAAACCCCUGCCGUCCUUCUACGACAUCCCAGCUUCGGCCAGCGUGAGCAUCGGGCAGCUGGAGCAGCAGCUCAUCCUCUGUCUGGAGCCGCGCAGGAUUCGGCAAAUUCUCAUCGAACUCCACGGCAUCGCUGAACGACCCUUCUGGAGGGUCAACAGCAAGUGGGAGGUUCCUCCAGACUACAUCAACGUGAUCCUCUGUAUUAAAGACAACCUGACCAAGGACCUCUUGUACAUCCUAAUGGCCAAAGGACUCCACUGCAUCUCAAUAAAGGAUUUCGCCCAUGCGCGGCAGCUCUUCUCCGCCUGCCUGGAGCUGGUCACCGAGUUCUCCCCGAAGCUAAGGCAGGUGAUGCUGAACGAGAUGCUGCUGCUGGAGGUGAGAGCGCACGAGUCGCUGGCGGCCGAGGGCAGCAAGGAGCGACCGCCGCCUGACCUGGUCAGUAGGGUCAGAGGUUACCUGGAGAUGAGGAUUCACGAUCUGCCUCUGCGUCAGGUAGUGGGCGAGGAGUGCGUCGCCUUCAUGUUGAACUGGAGGGAGAACGACUACCUGACCCUGCAGGUGCCACCGUCUCUGGUCAUGAACAACCCGUACAUCAAGCUCGGCCAGCUCCUGGCAUCCACGUGUAAAGAGCUCCCAGGUCCCAAAGAGAGUCGACGCACGGCCAAGGAGCUGUGGGACGUGGUAGUUCAGAUCUGCAGUGUGUCCGUCCAGCACAAGAGGAACAGUGACGGCCGAGUGGGCCUCAUCAAACAGAGGGAGUCGUCCAUGGGCAUCUUGCACAGGAGCAAAUUCAUCACUUUCAUCAAGAAGCUUCGAGAGCCGCUGGUUCUCACAACCCUCAUUUCACUGUUCGUGAGGCUCCACAGCAUCGUACGGGACGACAUUGUGAACGAAGUGACAGCAGAACACCUCUCCAUCUGGCCGUCCUCUCUUCCAAACAUCCAGGCCGUGGACGUGGAGGCGGUGGCGGUGACGGUCAAAGAGCUGGUGUCCUACGCUCUCACCCUGAACCACAACAACCAGUCGUGGCUCAUCACGCAGGCCGACAUCUACUUCGUGACCAAUCAAUACUCUGCCGCGCUGAACAUCUACCUCCAGACCGGAGCCGUGUGCUCCGACUUCUUCACCAAAGCUGUGCCCCCGGACGUCUACACGGACCAGGUUCUGAAGAGGAUGAUCAAGUGCUGCUCCAUGAUGAACUGUCACACACAGGUUGCCGUCCUGUGCCAGUUUCUGAGAGAGGUUGACUACAUGACAGCGUUCAAAGCUCUCCAAGAACAGAACAGUCACGACGCCAUGGACUCAUUCUACGACUACAUCUGGGACGUCACCAUCCUGGAAUAUCUCACGCAUAUUCACCACAAGCGAGGCGAGGCGGAGAAGAGACAAAUAGCGAUAAAAGCGAUCGGCCAGACAGAGCUGAACACCAGUAACCCGGAGGAAGUGCUGCAGCUUGCUGCUCAGAAGAGGAAGAAGAGAUUCCUGCAAGCGAUGGCUAAACUGUACUUCUAGUAGACCACGGUGUGAACCAGGGUAAAAGGGAGGGAGGGAUAGAAUGUGUAUUUUUUAUUUUGUGGUAGAAAAUAAAUACAGUUCAUUUUGUACACUUUAAAAUGAAUUAUUUAAAAAAAAAAAAAGAGUUUCUGACUAUCUAAUGCCCUGAGUUAUACAAAGCAUGGUCAAAAAUAACUAUCUAGAACUCAACUGGUUCUAAACAGAAUCGCACAUUUAAAAACAGACCCUGAAGUUUUCUUUUUAUAAAAGAUUUUACCUUUUGGCUAUGAACAUAUUUAAUAUGCUACAAAACAACAAUUUCAACAAUUGCACAUUCAGUAUUAAAAUCUCAUCAUCUAGAAAUGACACAACUUGCAGCAAACAACCCCUUUUUUAAAAAACCUGUUCCUGAAUCAAAACAGCAAAAAGACCAGAAAAAAAAGCUUUGACCAAGAUUCUGUCGCAUGUCGUCCUGGAUAAAGUUCACUGACAGAUUUCAUCAUCCUCUGUAUUCUGUUAAGUUUUUUUUUUUGAUAAUCACUUGCUACGUUAGGAGACAUAUGCAGGAAACGAGACUCUUGUGUUUGUUUGUUGGACAUUAAACCUGCAUCCUCUUUGUUUAAACUCA
Messenger RNA from Scophthalmus maximus (turbot), 3759 nucleotides. RefSeq names its product integrator complex subunit 8 (gene ints8). Lineage: Eukaryota; Metazoa; Chordata; Actinopteri; Pleuronectiformes; Scophthalmidae. Gene Ontology annotation, cellular component: integrator complex. Gene Ontology annotation, biological process: snRNA 3'-end processing. The transcript is spliced from 28 exons. The record is from RefSeq and is a predicted model, not a curated record. The coding region runs from base 162 to 3149 and encodes 995 amino acids.